AUGAAAGUCCCCUUCCCUAUGUCCUCCGCCUGUGUUUCCAGCCUCGUCUUUUCUCGCAGAGUGGCUCCUCUUUGUCUCUUUUGCGUCGUUUCAAGUCUCGUCUUUCUUUUCAAAAAUGUAGGGCCGCGGUGCGGCUCCAUCGGCUGUGCAGCCACGCCAGUCAACCGCAGGUCCCCUCUGCACUCGUCCUCCUCUCUUUUCGCUCCUCGCUCUCCUUUUGCUUCUCUCUCUGGUUCUGCCUUCGCCUCCUCAUCAGUCCUGCAGUAUCCGCGGCGAAGAGCGCCUCCCCUGCAUGAGCCACAAUGGAACACCCGACGGGCGCAUGCGGCCGCGCGACCCGCGUUCGCCUUCGCGUCGCCAGUAUCCGAGGCUUUCUUCGGGAAGUGCUUCCCGCUUCCAUCGCCGGCUGUCGUCUCUCCCGUCUCAGCUGCUUCUCGCUCUCGUGUGGACAGGCGAGCCGCGGAGGGUCGCUGGCAAGUGCGCGCCUGGGCUCCGCUCCGAGCUGCGUUUGCGGCUUCGCGGCCGGCAUCGUCGGCUCAAGCUGUUUCGAGCGCCGUGAGCUCUUUUCAGAGCUGGCGCGAGUCUCUGUGUAGCUCCUCUCCGCGUGCGUCGCAGCGGCGUCUUCCGCACGGUUCGUGCGUUGGUCGCGCGUCUUUCCUCUCCGCGCGCGUGCGCUCCCGUCGUCUCCUAGGGCACGGCUUCCUCCGCGGCGGUCGCGCGUCGUCGGCGCUGGGCGCUGCGCCGGCCUCCGCCUCUCUCUUUUCGUCUUCUUCGCCGAGUGUGCCGCUGUCUAGGUACCGCAACAUCGGCAUCAUGGCGCACAUUGACGCGGGGAAGACGACGACGACCGAGCGCAUUUUGUUCUACACGGGCGUCUCCUGUCGCUUGGGCGAAGUGCAUGACGGUGAGGCGACGAUGGACUUUAUGGCUCAGGAGCGCGAGCGGGGGAUCACGAUCACGUCGGCCGCGACGACCUGCUACUGGGAAGGCAUGCGGCGGGACUUUGCGCCGCAUCGCAUCAACAUCAUCGACACUCCAGGCCACGUCGACUUCACCGUCGAAGUCGAGCGCUCCCUGCGCGUCCUCGACGGCGCGAUCGGCGUCUUCGACUCGGUCGCUGGCGUGGAGCCUCAGUCGGAGACAGUCUGGCGCCAGGGGAACAAAUUCGCGAUUCCGCGCCUCGCGUACGUGAACAAAAUGGAUCGGCUCGGCGCGGACUUCUGGGGUUGUGUGCGGCAGAUUCGCAGGCGCCUCGGCAGCAACGGCGUGCCCGUCCAGCUGCCGAUCGGGAAGGAAGUCAGCUUCCGCGGCGUGUUUGACCUCGUUCGCAUGCGGGCUGUCUACUGGGACGAAGAUUCGCUCGGCACAGAGUUCGUGGAAACUGAAGCGAUCCCCGAAGGCAUGCAGGAGGAGGUGGCGCGGCACCGUGCCCGCUUGCUCGAGAGAGCUGCCGAGGGCUCCGAGGAGCUGAUUUCCAAGUACCUAGAGACCGAGACGCUGUCCGAGGAGGACAUCCGCGCGGGGCUGCGCAUGCAGACCCUGAAAAACCAGCUCGUGCCGAUUUUCUGCGGGAGCGCCUUCAAAAACAAAGGCGUUCAGGCCGUGCUUGACGGCGUUCUCGACUACCUGCCCUCGCCGCUGGAAGUCCCCCAGCCUGCGGAGGCGAUCAAGAAGAUCCACGAGGCGUUCCCAGGCGCGAAGGAAGACCCGACGAGCGCGCCGCUCUCGGCUCUUGUCUUCAAAAUGACAACUGACCCGUUCGUCGGCGUGCAAAACUUUCUGCGCGUCUACACGGGCGAGCUCCGCCCCGGGGACGUUGUGAUGAACGCGCGGACGGGGAAGGAGGAGCGCAUUCAGCGUCUGGUGCUGAUUCACGCGAACGCGCGGAAAGACGUUUCCUGUCUGCGGGCAGGGGACAUCGGCGCAGCACUCGGACCCAAGGAAUUCCUCACCGGCGACACGCUCUGCCGCGCGAAGCAACCUGUCCACCUCGAGCGCAUCGAGUUCCCCGACCCAGUGAUCAGUCUGGCGGUCGAGGCGAAGCUGCGCACUGACCACGACAAGAUGACUGCGGCGCUCGCCAAGCUGUCGCGCGAAGAUCCCUCGCUGAGUGUCGGCGUGGACCGCGAGACGAAGCAGCUGAUUCUCGGCGGCAUGGGCGAGCUGCACCUGGAGAUCGUCCUCGAUCGGCUUAAGCGCGAGUUCGGCGUGGAGGCCGCCUCAGGCGCGCCGCAGGUGGCGUAUCGCGAGACGAUCUCGGGCGCAGGCACGGGUCGCGGCAAGUACGUCAAGCAGUCUGGCGGCCGCGGGCAGUACGGAGACGUCUGUCUCUCCAUUGAGCCGCUCCCGCGCGGCUCGGGGAACCAGUUCGUGAACGCGAUUCGUGGCGCAGUGAUCCCGAACGAGUUCCUCCCCGCCGUCGAGGCCGGCGUCAUGGAGCAGCUGCAAGCCGGCGUGCUCGCCGGCUACCCGCUGACAGACGUUCAGGUGACCGUCUUCGACGGAACCUAUCACCCCGUGGACAGCUCUGAGUUGGCUUUCCGCAUCGCCGCCUGCCUCGCGCUCAAAGACGCCGCCAAAAACGCGGGGCUCGUCCUCCUCGAGCCCAUCAUGGCGCUCCACGUGAUCUCGCCGCAGAGCUACGUGGGCAGCGUCAUCGGGGACCUGACCUCGCGCCGCGGAGUCGUCCAGCGCGUCUCCAGCCAGGAGUUCGCCGGUGAAGCAAGCGACGACGUCUACGACGCCGAGGGCGAGACCGCUCGCGGCGCCGCAGCCGAAGAAGGCGAAGGCAUCACCGAAGUAGACGUCCUCAUCCCCCUCGCCGAGAUGUUCGGCUACACUACCGUCCUCCGCUCCCUCUCCCAGGGCCGCGCGACGUCCAGCAUGCAGCUCGCCAAAUACAUGCCCACGCCGAAACACAUCGAAGAGCGAAUCGUCGCAGACCGAAACGGCGUCGCCCGUACCCUGGCCAAGUGA
Besnoitia besnoiti is the source of this 2976-nucleotide messenger RNA. RefSeq names its product putative translation elongation and release factors (gtpases). The coding region runs from base 1 to 2976 and encodes 991 amino acids. Gene Ontology annotation, molecular function: translation elongation factor activity; GTPase activity; GTP binding. Lineage: Eukaryota; Apicomplexa; Conoidasida; Eucoccidiorida; Sarcocystidae. Gene Ontology annotation, biological process: translational elongation; ribosome disassembly. The transcript has a single exon. The record is from RefSeq and is a predicted model, not a curated record.